Molecule: messenger RNA, 3564 nt
Organism: Penicillium verhagenii
Lineage: Eukaryota; Fungi; Ascomycota; Eurotiomycetes; Eurotiales; Aspergillaceae
Product: putative kinesin family protein (BimC)
Exons: 2
Coding region: 1-3564 (1187 amino acids)
Biological process (GO): mitotic spindle assembly; microtubule-based movement
Cellular component (GO): nucleus; spindle microtubule
Molecular function (GO): ATP binding; plus-end-directed microtubule motor activity; microtubule binding
Source: RefSeq, a predicted model, not a curated record
AUGGCCGGCCCAGCUCGGCCUGCCUCCUCCCUCCCUGCGAGGCGGACAGGUUUGCGCCAGCCGACUCGACGUGCAGGGUCCACUGUACCGGAACCACGAGGAGUGUCGCCGGCAGUCACCGCCAAAGCAACCACCAUUCCAGGGGCUGCUGCUAAUGCGCGCCCUUCAAAAUCCAGUCCCGAACAAUUGAGCGCGGCAGCAAAGCGAAAGGAGCGAGAAUUCGAACGGGAAAUUAAUGAGAAUACAAGCAUUCAUGUGGUCGUGCGUUGUCGCGGUCGCAACGAUCGCGAGAUCAAAGAGAACAAUGGCGUCGUUUUGUCUACUGAAGGGGUUAGUGGAAAGCAGGUUGAUCUGUCUAUGGGGCCCAAUGCGCUUUCCAACAAGAUAUAUGCUUUCGACAAGGUCUUCUCUCCAGCUGCGGAUCAAACAGUGGUGUAUGAAGAGACCGUUGUGCCCAUUCUCAACGAGAUGCUCGCAGGCUUCAAUUGUACCAUUUUCGCAUACGGCCAAACUGGCACCGGAAAGACAUACACAAUGUCCGGAGAUAUGACCGAUACCUUGGGCAUCCUGUCCGAUGAUGCGGGUAUCAUUCCACGUACCCUCUAUUCUCUGUUCCACAAAUUGGAGAACACAGACAGUACGGUCAAGUGCUCUUUUAUUGAACUUUACAACGAAGAACUACGCGAUCUGCUCUCUGCCGAUGACCACACAAAGUUAAAGAUCUUUGAGAAUGAGAAGAACGGCCAUGCAGCCACUAUGGUACAGGGAAUGGAAGAGACGUACAUAGAUUCAGCGUCUACCGGCAUCAAAUUAUUGCAAAUGGGUAGCCUCAAGCGCCAGGUUGCUUCGACAAAAUGCAAUGAUCUGAGUUCUCGCAGUCACACCAUCUUCACAAUCACGGUUCUUACAAAUCGAACAAGCGAGUCCGGCGAAGACUAUGUGAGCUCUGGCAAACUGAACUUGGUUGACUUGGCUGGAAGUGAGAAUAUCGGGCGAAGUGGUGCAGAGAACAAGCGUGCAGCGGAAGCUGGUCUGAUCAACAAGAGCUUGCUCACAUUGGGCCGAGUCAUCAACGCACUGGUGGAUAAAAGCUCGCAUAUCCCCUAUCGUGAGUCAAAGCUUACACGCUUACUGCAAGAUUCACUGGGUGGCCGUACGAAAACAUGCAUUAUCGCCACAGUAUCGCCUGCCCGCAGCAAUUUGGAAGAGACUAUCUCAACCUUGGAUUACGCCUUCCGGGCCAAAAACAUCCGCAAUAAGCCACAGAUCAGCUCGCUUGUUUCCAAGAAUAAGCUCCUUCGAGAUGUCGGAAUGGAAUUUCAAAAACUGAAAAGCGAGCUAAUUGCUACACGCAACCGCAAUGGUGUCUACAUGACGCCAGAUGCCUUCGAAGAAAUGACCAUGGAAAGUGAAUCUCGCAGGAUCGUCAACGGAGAACAGCGCGCGAAGAUUGAGUCUAUGGAAUCAAGUCUGAGGCACAAAGUACACGAACUUUUCGCUCUGACUGGAAAUUUCAACACUCUGAAGGAGGAAAAUGAGAACACUCAAAGUAAACUAAAGACCACCAGGGGCACUCUGGAAGACACCGAACGAAACCUGAAGGAUGCCUCUGAGAAACUGGACGAGGAAAUGGCGGUUCGCAAAGCUCAUCAAUAUACCGAGAAACGGCUCCGUGAGAUCGGCGCUGAUCUUCUGACUAUGCUGGACGGCACCGUUGAUGAUGUUGAUGGGUUACAUGCUAAAAUAGACCGCAAGAACAACCUGGAAACCGAUAAUCGCCAUACAUGGCAGACAUCCACUGGGGAGGUCUGCAGUGUGACCGAGAAGAUUGAUGCUCGUAUAGAAGAGUUUCAAACACAGCAUGCCAUGCUAGUUGAGAGCAUGUCUACCCGUAUCCAUGACUUUGUUGGCAUUGAACUUGGCGCCGUGCAGUCGGCUCGCUCUCAGCUUCGAGAUUACGAUUCUACAUUUGACAAGGUUGAAGCUGAAGCCAAGAGCCAGAUCACCGGUGCACAUGACGAGAUGAACGAAGUUCUUGAGGAAAUCAAGAUCCUCCGUGAGGAUGUCAAGACGAAAGUUGGAGAGGGAUUGAAUGGCCUAUCAGCUGCAGCCGCGCGAAUUUCCGAAGAGGUCAUUGGGGAGUUCUCCCAGUUCCACUUGCAGUUGCACUCCUCCUACAGUGCACUGGGUAAGAAUUUCAAGAUCAUGUUUGACACCAUGGCUACCCACUUGGAGCAACAGAAGACCGAAGUUAACCGACUUCGACUUGAACUACAAGAAUCCAAUCGCCAAGCAGUGGAGGCGAACCGCAAAGCCUCGUCUAGUUUGACUCAGGUGAUGGAGGAAGAGCAGGCAAGUGCCCAGGCUGAGCGUGAAAGCAUCAUAUCCCAGAUCCGAAGCUUGCUCGAAGAUUCCAGCCAGCGGCAAUCUGGUCGUCUCAAGAUCAAGGUCGAUGGCGUUCGUACAGAUAUCUCCACGUCUGGAGAUUCUCUGGAGCAAGCGACAGUUCAAUAUGAUCGACACGUUGACGAGUGGAUUUUCAAAGAAGAACAGUUCACAAAAGAUGUGAUCACAUCGAGGGACGAUAUCAAAACCAAGAUGCAAAAUGAUUGGGAAACAUUUGAUCAACGCAAUGCCUCAAUUCAGCGCACCACUGAGUCUGUGCACCAAGAGACUGUGCGUAUUGUAGAUGCACAGAUGAGUGAUAUGAGCAAGCAAAUGGAGGCUCUUGAUGAUUUCGUUGCCAAGGCCCGUUCUCACAACGGCCGUUUCCAUGAAGCACAACUUGGCAGCCUUGAAGCGAUCAAUUCGAGUGUGCGGGGGUCCCGUGGAGCAAUUCAAGAUCAGUUGAAUAGCUUUGCUACUCGUGCUGGUCAACUUCAGAGUGAUAUCGACUUGCAGGCUGUGGAUAUGGAACGGUGCGCGGCGCCUCUACAACAGGAGGUCCGCCAGCCGCUAGUCGACCUCCGUGGCAAUUUUGAGAACUACCCCAUGAAGGAAUAUAUUCCAUCUGGCGUCACACCCAAAAAACGGAAGUACGAGUACCCUACGCACUUACCUCGCACUGAGUCUCACGAUGGUCUUCGAUCUCGACACCGAACCUCCAAACAGUUUACUGCACUUCCAUUCGGCGAGGAAGAUGACACACAGCCAGCCGCCGUCUCUAGUCCUCCCCCCAUCUCCCCUGCAAAGACAUUUGUGUAUAGCGACCCUGCGGAGGAGGUAGAGAUCCGCCGUUCAUCAUCCGGGGUGGCGUAUAACAACACUGGCCUUAGGGAAGUUGAUUUGAACGUCGCAAAACCCCUCUCUGAGGCUACCGACGAUGCCUCAGUACAGAUCGCCGCCACCGGUUUAGACAAAGACACUGUGAGAGAGGAUUCUGAGCAGCCUCCUCUCAAACGCCGUCGCUCUGGCUCGACCAGCACGAACAACACAGCUGAGACCAAGCUCCCCCACAAGAUGCUCUCCAAAAAGAUGGCUGGCAUGAUGGAGGGUCGCGAGAACCUGACCCCCUCUGCUGUCCCCGGAGGUCGACGGUUCUACCGCAGCCGCGCUCCGAAUUAA